Messenger RNA from Lucilia sericata (common green bottle fly), 1360 nucleotides. RefSeq names its product MOB kinase activator-like 4. The transcript is spliced from 4 exons. NCBI's taxonomy places the organism in Eukaryota, Metazoa, Arthropoda, Insecta, Diptera, Calliphoridae. The record is from RefSeq and is a predicted model, not a curated record. Gene Ontology annotation, cellular component: cytoplasm. The coding region runs from base 317 to 991 and encodes 224 amino acids.
UACAUCUGGCAACUCAUAAUACAAAUACACAUAAUUGUCACUUUUUUCAUUUAUACGAAAGAAAAGUUAAAAAGAGAAAACGAGAAAAACUGCAUAUAAAAAAGGUUUUUCUUCGUUUUUAAUAAAAUAUUUCGAUAUUUUAUUAAAACUAAAUAUUUGCAUUACAAAUUUCAUUGUUUAUACUUUUCAUAUACAUCUGUAGAACGUAGUUUUGUUAAAAAUUGACGCGAAUAAAAAGUGAUUAUUAACUUUGUAAAAAACUGCUCGCAUUACUUUUCAGUGGGGCUGAGUAGUAGAAAAGAAGUUGAAAGAAAACAUGAAGAUGGCUGACGGCACAACCAUUGUACGUAGAAAUAGACCAGGAACUAAGGCGAAGGACUUUUGUCGUUGGCCCGAUGAGCCCUUGGAGGAAAUGGACAGCACAUUGGCUGUACAACAGUAUAUACAGCAAUUGAUUAAAAGGGAUCCCUCAAAUGUGGAACUCAUAUUAACUAUGCCAGAGGCUCAAGAUGAGGGUGUUUGGAAAUAUGAACAUUUAAGGCAAUUUUGCAUGGAAUUAAAUGGUCUUGCAGUACGUUUGCAAAAACAAUGUUCUCCCUCUACUUGCACCCAAAUGACUGCCACCGAUCAAUGGAUAUUUUUAUGUGCUGCUCAUAAAACACCAAAAGAAUGUCCUGCCAUUGAUUAUACCCGUCAUACAUUAGACGGCGCAGCUUGUCUACUCAAUAGCAAUAAAUAUUUUCCAAGUCGAGUUUCAAUAAAAGAAUCAUCGGUAACUAAAUUGGGUUCGGUGUGUCGUCGUGUCUAUAGAAUUUUUUCUCAUGCUUAUUUUCAUCAUCGGCGUAUAUUUGAUGAAUUCGAAGCAGAGACUUAUCUCUGUCAUCGGUUUACACAUUUCGUAACAAAAUACAAUCUCAUGUCAAAGGAAAAUCUAAUUGUACCCAUCAAUGAAGAGGCUGAAAAUGCAGCGCCCGGCGAAAGUGAAGCCUAAAAACAAUUCGAAUAUUUUUUGGAAUAAUUUCAAUAAACAACAACAAAAUUAAACAUCUUAAAGGAUAAAAACAAUAAUAGAAAGGUAAAAAUGUAAGAAGCGCUGGAGCGCCUUAAGCAACAGUUGAGAAAAAAAAAAAAAAGAAAAACAAAAACACUGCAAAUGAAAUGUAGAAGUAUUUAUUAAAGAAAAGAAAAAAAAUCACACUAUACAACACACAAAUCUACAAAAUAAAAUCAUUGUAAGAGAUUCAUUAAAUUAAUAAAAUAAAUAAUAAACACCAACCAAUAUAAAAACAAACUCUCCCCUAUUAUUAAAACUAUUAUAUAAACAUAAAAAUUGCAAAAAAAAAAAAAAAAAAAAAAAAAA